Rhodamnia argentea is the source of this 3376-nucleotide messenger RNA. Its product is annotated as glutamate receptor 3.7. The record is from RefSeq and is a predicted model, not a curated record. Bases 341 to 3103 code for a protein of 920 amino acids. The transcript is spliced from 6 exons. Gene Ontology annotation, biological process: G protein-coupled receptor signaling pathway. Lineage: Eukaryota; Viridiplantae; Streptophyta; Magnoliopsida; Myrtales; Myrtaceae. Gene Ontology annotation, molecular function: G protein-coupled receptor activity; glutamate-gated receptor activity. Gene Ontology annotation, cellular component: plasma membrane.
AUUCUGCGAUUCUUUUUUUCCUUCUGCGACUUCGCUCUACUUGGCUUCUCAUCACGUUGUGUUUAGUUUGGUCAAGUGAGUCCUCGGGACGCACAGCAAUGGCUGAUUCGAUACCGAAGUCUUCGCAAGCGUAGCCGCGAAACUGUUCCUUGGACGAGAAGGCUUCGUUUAUCACGUGGGCCGCCUUUGCAUCUUAACCCAACUUUCCACCAACAAAAAUUCUUCGACUUUCCAUCUCAAAUUCCAUCUGUUUCCCCCCAUUGGAAUCGUUGCUUCAUGCUCGCUGGUUCGCGUUCAAACCAAGCCUUACUGGGAGCUCCAGUCUCGCCGCCCCCUGAAAAUGAAGCGUCCCCCUCGCGCUGUGCUUCUCCUGUUCUUGGUCCUCUGCCUGGUGGGGCCUCGUCGCGUUCGCUGCGAGAAGCCUCCGGUGGUCCGGGUCGGUGCGAUCUUCACGCACGAUUCGGUCAUUGGGAGAUGCGCGAAGGCCGCGAUGGAGGCCGCGGUCGCCGAUGUGAACGCCGAUCCGGCGAUUCUCAACGGCACGGAGCUGAGGUUGACCAUGGAAGACGCUAAUUGCAGCGUCUUCAUGGGGUCCAUUGAAACCUUUAAAGUGAUUGGCGAAGAGGUGGUGGCUAUUAUUGGAUCACAGUCCUCGGCAAUAGCUCAUAUGAUUACCGAGAUUGUGGAUAAUCUCCAAGUUCCUCUCAUCUCUUAUUCUGCCACUGAUCCUACACUUUCUGCUCAGCAAUUUCCAUUUUUCGUUCGCACUGCGCAGAGUGACUCCUACCAAAUGGCUGCAAUGGCUGAUUUGAUCGAUUAUUAUGGAUGGAAAGACGUCGUCGCCGUCUAUAUUGAUGAUGAAUUUGGGAGAAAUGGGAUAUAUGCUUUGAGUGAUGAACUUGAGAAAAGAAUGAUGAAGAUUUCAUAUAAGUUGCCUUUGCCUGUCCAAUAUGAUUCAAGACACAUCAUGGAUGCACUCAAUAACUCUAAAAUAUUUGGUCCUCGUGUUUAUGUUGUUCAUGCAAAUCUUGAUCCUGCUUUCAGAAUUUUUACCAUAGCGCAAGAACUGCAGAUGAUGGGAAGUGAUUAUGUGUGGCUGGCCACGGAUUGGGUCUCUGCCACUUUAGAUUCACUGUCUCCCAAAAACCAAACAUCUAUUGAGAUUAUGAAAGGGGUAGUUGCAUUACGCCCCCAUACUCCAGAUUCUGUCCGGAAGAGAGCAUUUAUUGCUCGAUGGAGAGACAUGCAGACAAAAGGGUUAACUAGGUCUGGACUAAAUACUUAUGGUCUUUGUGCGUAUGAUACAGUUUGGGCGGUUGCAUAUGCAAUCGACAGGUACAUAAACGAGAAUGGAAAUUUCACAUUCACAUUCAGGGACGCCCUUUAUGAUGAGAAAACAAAAGACAUGUGGCUUGGAAAGCUUAAAGUCUUUGAUGGAGGAUCUCUUCUUCUGAAGAAAUUGUUGCAGCUAAACUUCACUGGUUUGACCGGUCAAAUUUACUUCAAUGCAGAGAGGAAUGUUCCCAGUGGUGGUUAUGAUGUCAUCAACAUAGUCCAGAGAGAGAUUCGUUUGGUUGGAUUUUGGUCUAAUGAAACAGGUCUCUCAGUUUUAGCUCCCAAAAAUAUUGAAGGGGGUCAGAGCAGUUAUACCCGUGAAGACCAGAAGCUCCAUGAUGUGACUUGGCCUAGCGGAAAAACAGAAAUACCACGUGGCUGGGUGGUGGCAGAUAGUGAGAGGCCUCUCAGAAUUGGAGUGCCAAACAGAUUUAGCUUCACUGGAUUUGUCAUGGAGAACCAAAGUAGUCAUCAAUUCCAAGGAUAUUGUGUUGAUGUGUUCAAUGAAGCAAGGAAUUUUGUGCCAUAUGAUGUCCCUUACAGAUUCGAGGCAUAUGGAGAUGGACAUUCAAAUCCCAAUUAUGAUGGCCUGACCAAAAUGGUAGCAGAUAAUGAGUUUGACGCUGCCGUUGGAGACAUUGCAAUUGUGACAAACAGGACAAAAAUAGUAGAUUUUUCUCAGCCAUUUGCUUCAAGUGGUCUUGUCAUAGUGGCUCCAAUCGACAAUUCUAAGUCGAGUGCUUGGGUGUUUCUCCAACCUUUUUCAGCCGAGAUGUGGGUUGUUACAGCAGCUUCUUUCGUGAUGAUUGCUGUAGUCAUUUGGAUUCUUGAGCAUCGAGUGAACAACGAUUUUAGGGGUCCUCCAAAGAGGCAACUUGCAACAAUGUUCCUGUUUAGCUUUUCAACUCUGUUUAAGAAGAACCAAGAAGAUACUGUAAGCCCACUGGGGCGUAUGGUAAUGGUAGUGUGGCUUUUCUUACUGAUGGUGAUCUCAUCAAGCUACACAGCGAGCCUUUCUUCAAUCCUCACAGUUCAACAGCUCUCAUCACCCAUUACAGGAAUUGAUAGCUUGAUUGCAAGUAAUUGGCCCAUUGGCUAUCAAGUGGGAUCUUUUGCUCACAGCUAUCUAGUGGAAAGUCUUUACAUCUCCCCAUCAAGACUGAUUCCCCUAGGCUCACCAGAAGAGUAUGAAAGGGCACUCCGGCUAGGGCCAAACCAUGGUGGGGUGGCUGCUAUUGUUGAUGAACAGCCAUACGUGGACUUAUUUUUAUCAAAGCAUACUCAAUUUGGGAUUAUUGGGCAAGCAUUUACCAGUGGCGGCUGGGGAUUCGCGUUUCAAAGAGGUUCUCCACUGGCUGUUGACAUAUCAACUGCAAUAUUGAAACUGUCCGAGAGUGGGAAACUCCAAAAGAUUCGCGAGAAGUGGUUUUGCAAAAUGGCUUGUCCCAGUGAAAGGGGAAAGGACUCGGAACCUGAACAGCUUCACUUGAUCAGCUUCUGGGGCCUCUUUCUUCUAUCUGGUGUCAUUUCUGUCGGAGCCCUUCUGGUGUUUCUGAUCCGGGUGAUUCGCUUGUUUGUCCAGUUCAAGAAGCAGCAAAUGGCUACGACCACUUUGCUAUCAGAGUCCUCAAAUAGGCAAUGUUCUGAUACCUUCUGCAAAUUUCUCGACUUUGUUGACCAGAAGGAAGAUGCUAUUGAGAAAAGCAUGUCUCGAAAUGGGAAUGCUCAACAACAGAUUCCCUCAUCGACAUACGAGGAUGUUCCCUGAAGUCGGUAGAUUUGCUGAGUUGGUUUUGCUAGGUAAAGCUUUUUGCAAUAUCGAGUUUUCCGUCAAGUGUCGAUUAGUCUCUCUCUAAGUUUAGAUCGAAGCAUGUAAAUAUAUAACCCUCUCCCUUCUGUCAGGCUCCCCUAUAAGAAUGCAGUCUGAUCAUAAUUCUCCAGCUAGAUAACCUCUGGAUCUAUUAUUGGGUCUGUUCUUAAGCAAAUUUCUGCUGUUUGGUCUCUGAAUGACUGCCAAUUUAUGCAAUUUGGUUUUGGUCAA